AAAAAUAUGGUCUCGAUGGUAAAGCUGAUAUGCCUAUGAGCAAAUUAUGGAAGUAUUAUUCGGAAGCAAGGGAUGGGACUUCUGACUCUUCUGUCAAAAAUAUGCACGAAAUCGUAAAUUAUUGCGUUAUAGAUGCUCUACGUUGUCAGGAGCUCAUGGUGAAAGAGAAUAUCAUAAAGGAUUAUGGGGAAGUCGCUUCAAUCGUUUAUAUAUCAUUAUUUGACUCACAUUAUUAUGCCAUAGGAAAAAAAGUGUCUAAUCUCUUAAGCGCUGAAGCGUGGGCCCAAGAUAUUCUAUUCAGCAUGAAAAUUUCUGACCAGAAAACAUCUGGGAAGUUUCCAGGAGCGUAUGUGUUCCCGCCGGAGAAAGGUCUUGAAAAUAAGCGCCCUGUCACAGGUUUAGACUUCGCUUCCUUGUACCCUAGCAUAAUUAUGACUUACAAUCUCUCACCUGAGAAGAUGGUCUCAACACUUUCAGAAGCAGAUGAGUUAAAGAGAGAGAAUAGAAUGCUCCACAGUAUCGAGUUUAAAUAUAACCGCAAACCUGUGCGAGCUUGGACUAUACGGCAUGGAAAUAAAUCUGAUGAGAAAGGUCUAUUUCCAAAAAUAUUGGAAAGGUUGCUUAAUAUGCGAAAUGAAAUGAAGGCUCGCCUAAAACCUAUCGGAAAGAAAAAGGAGUAUAUGGGGUUGGUUAUAAGUAGAAUGGGUUCGGUCAACACUAGCGAAUCUUUCUCAAUGGCGGGCGUAAUCGAAGACGUUUUAUUCUCAGCAAAAGAUACGAAGCGUGCCGAAAUGGCCAAAAUAUUGGAUCCUUUUAUUAAUGUAGAUUACUCUACUUUUAUAAAAGAAUAUAGUUACGUCUGCUUCGAUUACAAUUCUUUGAAUUCGAAGCAGAAAGCCGUUAAAUUGUAUAUGAAUUCGUUCUAUGGUGUGACAGGCCAAAGUGACUCCCCGUUCUACAAACUUGAACUCGCCGGGGGUGUUACUUCGGCUGGGCGAGAAAAUAUCAAACUCAUUGCAGAAUUCGUGAAAAAGAAAGGUUUUGGGAUAAAAUAUGGUGAUACUAAUUCCCUAUAUCUCACUUGCCCAGAUUCCUAUUAUGAAAAAUGCGAUCUAACUUACGAUGCUGGGAAAGGCAUAAUCUCAAAACUAGAGUAUUGGACCGAAAUGGUCAAAAUUACUAUGGGGAUAAUGGAUAAAUUGCGCAAUGAAGUAAACAACUUUCUUAGGUUAAAAACCAGAUCGGAUUAUCUCAAAAUGGCUUAUGAAGAAGUACUAUUUCCGGUAGUGUUUACUGGAAAGAAAAAAUAUUUUGGCAUCUCCCAUGAAGAUACCCCAAACUUCAAACCGAAAGAGCUUUUUAUAAGAGGAAUCGAUACUGUGAAACAGGGUAAAUCCCAAGUUUUCAAAACCAUAGGGGAUAGGAUUAUGUGGAGGGCUAUGGAUAUUAACAAUGACCGAUUACUCCAUGAAAUUGUUGAGGACGUUCUCAGGGAUGCCAUAACCAAUCCCAAACAAUGGGAUUUUGAGCAGUUUAUAGAGACCGAUGCAUGGAAACCUGAUGUAGACAACAAAGCUGUUCAGCUAACUCAUCCAGACACGACCUUUGAUUUACAUGGCAGAAAGUUAAAUCCAACUAAAGGCGAGAAAAUGGAAUUUGUGGACGUAGCUAAGGAAUUGGGUAAGGAGUUAGAUUUAUAUCAUUAUUACGAAAAAACUAUCAUUGGUCUCUGUGCCCGAUUUAUCAUGUACGACAAGAAAUACGAGCCCAUUUCUACAAGCAGAAUCAUGCAAAUCAAAGAUCCAGACGAAAAAUACAUGCAGAUUGAUAAUUACGCUCAAAAACAGGCUAAGUCGUGGCUUGAGGGCUUUGUAAAAGAGAAUAUCGUGGUGAAUGGCAUUACUUAUGAGAUGAUGAAAUCUCGUGGGAUUGCUUAUAAGCGUGCUUACAGAAGUGCGGUCAAAAAAGCGCAAGAAACAUUAUAUCAAAAGAUAGGCGGUUUAUACGAAAUAUUCCAUGGUGAAUGGUUUAACUACGAGGUUUUUAUGGCAAGUAAUCCUCUAGAGAUAUUAUGGGAGAGAUUCAUGAAAUGCGCAAGAAAACUUACAAAAGAUAAAAACCUCUCGGUAGAUGACGAAAUGAAGGAAAAAAUAUGCUCUGAUUUUGCUCGAUAUCCUAACGAGCUUGUAAAAUGUAUGGAAGAAUAUAAUUUAUUCUUUCACAAAUUGGUCUAUCAUAUGCGUUAUAAAGAGCAUGUAUCAAUUCCAGAAGAAAUCGGCCCAGUUUCAUCCAUGCGAAAAAAUGAGAUAAUUGCUGACCUACCCGCCUUACCUCACAUAUCAGAAAUUGAGCAAUAUCCAAUAUUAACAGCAUUUUUAAACAUAAGCUUUAUUGGUAUAAUGGCUGAACUACGUGACCAAGUUUCCCAAUACAUAGGCUUCGAAUCAAAUGAAAUUCGUCUCCCGAUCACAGAAGAGGAUAGGUGGCUAUUUAGUAAGAUAAUAUCAGAUCAGGAAGGAAUGGCAGAUAUCGUAAUGGGUGACUAUCAAUUUUUACAACAUCAUGGGCAUAAUGGUAAGGGAGGUGACCGGAUUCAUAUUGGAUGGUUAUUUGCAUGUACGAUGGCCCAAGCUAAAAAAGUCUUGAUAAAUCCGCCCGAGCGCCAAGCCGAAAGAGAUUUAUCAGAAACGGUAUUAACCCAUAUCCAAAAAAGAUUCAGAGAAGUCCCAUUAGCGCCAGUACUUAUACGGUAG
Molecule: messenger RNA, 2753 nt
Organism: Funneliformis geosporum
Lineage: Eukaryota; Fungi; Glomeromycota; Glomeromycetes; Glomerales; Glomeraceae
Source: the annotation of a GenBank genome assembly